Messenger RNA from Scophthalmus maximus (turbot), 2602 nucleotides. RefSeq names its product putative E3 ubiquitin-protein ligase UBR7. The coding region runs from base 792 to 2018 and encodes 408 amino acids. The transcript is spliced from 11 exons. NCBI's taxonomy places the organism in Eukaryota, Metazoa, Chordata, Actinopteri, Pleuronectiformes, Scophthalmidae. Gene Ontology annotation, cellular component: cytoplasm. Gene Ontology annotation, molecular function: zinc ion binding; ubiquitin protein ligase activity. The record is from RefSeq and is a predicted model, not a curated record.
AGACACUGCUGGAGGCUGUGGGGAGGACAGGCCACUUUCCAGUCUUUCUCCGGACCAUGUACCAUCAGGACAACCAGGUAUGUAAGCUUUGAUAGAUACCUCUCGCAUUCUGUAUAAUCCUGAAUAACAUUACCUGUGAGAAAAUAACAUCAAUAAAACGACACAUUUUGCGUUGCCAGGUUGUCGAAAUCUUGUGGCUUGUGUUUCUCCUACUGCUCUGUAAUGUUGUUGUUAAACAUAUUGUUAGAUAAAGAAAUCCGUAAUAAGCUGUAAGUAAAUAGUGUUCUGCUCUUCAGAUCCCCUCUGCAUGUCAAACGUGGUCAAGUCAUUCAAGGUUUUUCUGGAUGCCAGGUUGAGAAAAAUGUUCACAACCUGGCAACCUGAAGCUGUUCUUAUUAGUAGCCUAUAGCUGAUCAGUAAAUCAUUCAUACAUCAUUAGGUAACAGCCAUCAUUUUUUAAAUGCUUUAACUAGUGCAUUGAUUGAAAGUGGUUACUAAGAUAAAAUAAGAAAUACAUCUAAAUAAGUCAAAUCUCUAUCGACACCAUAGAUUAAUAAAUACAGAAAGUAUUGUUAACAGCAGCAGGGAGCAUCUAUUGAUCAGUCAUCUUGCGUCACUUCCUCCACGUGGUCUCGGCCCAAACUCCCGCCCGGAACAGUCGUCUGUCAACACCGCUCCGUUGCUCGCACUCAGUUGUCUGUCUCUGUGUCUUUGUCUGUCUCUGUGUCUUUGUGUGUCUCUCUGUGUGUGUGUGUGUGUGUGUCUUCCUCCAUUUCACUCUUUUAGCCAGAAUGGCUGCACAUAAAGAGGAGGCCGAGCUUGGCGACAUCGUCGACAACGAGGAGGAGCUGGAGCAGGCUUUGUGUGUUCUGGCUGGAAGCGACCCGGAAAACUGCUCCUAUUCGCGGGGCUAUGUGAAGAGACAGGCUGUGUUUGCCUGCAACACCUGCACCCCCGGUGCUGCAGAGCCUGCUGGGAUCUGUCUGGCCUGUGCCAAUAAAUGCCACGAUGGCCACGACAUCUUUGAGCUGUAUACCAAAAGAAAUUUCCGCUGUGAUUGUGGGAAUAGCAAGUUUCGGGAUUUCCAGUGCCAGCUGAAUACUGCCAAGGAUGAGGAAAACAUUAGAAAUCACUACAAUCACAACUUCAGUGGCUUCUACUGCACAUGUGACCGGCCGUACCCAGACGCAGACGAUCAGGUCAAUGAUGAGAUGAUUCAGUGUGUGGUCUGUGAGGACUGGUUUCACAGCAGGCAUCUGGGCUGCACUGUAGUGGACCCUGAGGAGCUGCAGGAGAUGGCGUGUGAGGCCUGCAUGAACAAAGCUCCCUUCUUAUGGACGUAUGCUGCUCACUUUGCAGUGGCCCCUGUGAUCAGCGUCAGUCAUCCUGAAGAGGAGGAGGAGGAGGAGGAGGUGCAGGUGGAUGUCGAGGAACAGGGAGAAAAGGAGGAGGCCUGUGAGCCAAGUCCAAGUGGGGAUGAGGAGGGACCGUCCACCAGUGUUGAGUACACAAAGCAGGAGGAAGAGGCAAACCAGAGUUCCCCUUGCAAACGGACCCACGAGCAAAUGACUGGCAGCCCCGGAAAGGCCACGACCAAAACGGAGGCGUGCAGGCUAAAGGAGCUCCAGGCCCAGGGGCUGGAGAGGCAGAGACAGGGAGCAGUGUUCUGGCCGUACAGUUGGCGCUCCGAGCUUUGCACCUGCACAAACUGCAAGAGGGCCUACGUGGCUGCCGAGGUGCAGUUUCUCAUGGAUCAGUCUGACACCAUUCUGGCCUAUGAGAACAAAGGUUUGAAUGAGCCGUUUGGGCAGCACCCACUGAUGGCACUGACGAACUCGCUGGACCGCGUACAGCAGCUGGAGAUCAUUUACGGUUACAAUGAGAUGACGACUUCGAUCACUGCCUUUUUAGAACAGUGUGUGGCUGAAGGAAAGACGGUCACAGUCGAAGCUGUGCAUCAGUUCUUUGAGGAGCUGCGUGCGAGAAAAAGACGCAGAACCAAUGCAGGAUACCAGUAAGAAGGAGGCCACGUUGCUACCAUCAUAUGCUACUUUCAUAUGGGGCUUUUGAAUGUGGAAGAUGAGCCUUUUUUCUUUUUUGAAUAAAGAGCUUUCUGCUGCAACCAAUGUGAUCCUUAAGCUUGAACAAUUAGUGCUAAGAGGACGAGUUCAAGUUACCGUUGAAAAAAUGCAACUUUCAGAUGGCAUUACUAAAAAUGAGGAUUGUGAAUGUUGGUGGUAAUUUUCACACCUGGUUGUUUUAAUUGAUUGUGAGUGUGAUGCCUUAACCUUGAAGUUCCUGCUGAAACAUUUAUUGUUAAAUGCACAUUGAUGGAUCUUUGUGAUCAAAAGAAAUAUUGUUUCAGCAUUUUGCUUUAAAAACGUUGGGACUGUGUGGUUGUUAUGAGAGUAUUUCACAUGAACACGAUGGUUCCAUGGACAUUCUUGUGAACUUGUCCACUCAGUUAUGCUGGGCUACAUACCUGAUUUUUUACAUUAAGAUUUAAGGUGAAGAGGACGUUCUGGUGUACGUUUGCUGCUGCCGUGUGUGAAUUAAUGUUCGCAAUAAAGAUUUCACAUAUCUAGUGUGCAAACAACCCAAA